AAGGAACGUGACACAUUAAAGUGGAAUUUUCUUUUUCCGGCACAAAUUUGAAUACGGUAACGGAUACGGUGUCCUCCUCGGUGCGUGUGUCCGUUAGCGGGGGGAAAAGCAACAACGAGACGACGACAAGAAAGUAACACAACCGCAGUGGACACGGUCGCACUGAGUUGUUUCGGUGGACUUUUUUCAGGGGGAGGAAAAGAGGAAGCAGUUCCGCCCUCACCAGCCGCCGAGAGGCCAAAGAGUAGACCAAAGCAGCAAAGAAGGCAAAAUUUGUCGUCAAAGAUCAAAACUGUAUCGAAACUUUUUAUUUUGUGUCUUCAGUGGACAUUCUUGUCCGUUUCUUUUCGUGUCGGCGGUGUGUGUUUUACGCCGAAAAUGACUUUUAUCUUGCCGAGUAAAAAGUUUUUCUGAUACUACCGUCCGCCUUGAUAUCACUUACUAGCAUUUACUAGCAUCUUAGCAGGCUGUUCACUUAACUAACUAAAUAGUUAGGAGAAAAAAAAACCCUGCAAUGAGCGGAGAAGAGGAAAGAUUCAAGCUGGUGGUGGUGGGAGGUGGAGGAGUGGGAAAGAGUGCUUUGACCAUCCAAUUCAUUCAGUCCUAUUUUGUGUCAGACUACGACCCCACCAUUGAAGACUCCUACACUAAGAUCUGCAAUGUCGAUGGAAAGGACACCCGUCUGGACAUCUUGGAUACAGCAGGACAGGAGGAGUUUGGUGCGAUGAGAGAGCAGUAUAUGCGCUCAGGAGAGGGAUUCUUACUGGUGUUUGCACUCAAUGACCGAGGGAGCUACCAUGAGGUCCAGAAGUUUCACACUCAGAUCCUAAGAGUGAAGGAUCGAGACGACUUCCCCAUGCUGCUCGUUGGAAACAAGGCAGACCUGGAGCAGCAGCGAGUGAUCUCCAGGGAGGAUGCUCAGGCAUUUGCCAGAGAGAAUAAGAUCCACUAUAUGGAGGCCUCAGCUAAGAACCGCUACAAUGUGGAUGAAACCUUUUUGGAGCUGGUGCGAAUUAUCAGAAAGUUUCAAGAAAUGGAGUGCCCUCCCCCUCCGGCGCAUCACGCUGGGAAAAAGAAGAGCAGUGGCUGCCCUUGCGUCCUCCUCUAAGCACUGUUACUAUGGUUAUUAUGGACACCAACGCCUCUGCAGCUUGUCCAAAAAAGCGUUUGUGUGAGACAGUGGGAUAGGGCGAUGGAGAGAUCGGUGCAUCAAUAUUCCACUAAUGGUUUCAUUUGCACUUUUUCCCCAAAGCAAAUCAAAAUAGUUUUAAUUUGGUCUAAAGGACGAGCUUUGAACAGCAGCAGAAAUAGUUUGCUGUGUUGCCAAUGUCAAAUAAUAAGGUACUUGGAGAUAUUGAUGUCAUCACGGUGUACAACAAAUAUGUAUUUGGGGGUCGGGGACAAGGCGGUACGGUGGUGACGUCAUUACAACAGGUACGCUGAUAAACUGAGUCAGUUUAAAAAAAGGUUAAUAACAGGAUAGUGACGGCGACUGUGGCGUGUCCAAUCACAAGACAUCAAUAGGCUGUCAUGUUCCAAGCUGGCCUGUAGGAGGCAACAGCAGCAUGACAACAACAGCAAGCGCAGCAACAGCUUCUGUUUGCAUGUUUGGUAGGGGGGUGCGAUACUGCCAAGUUUGGUAUCAAUCCCAUUGCGGUAUCCUUUUCACUUGACAUUUUGCAAGAUCAUCGAAUGAUUUUUCCUUUAAUUUGUUAAUCAUGAUUAGAAUCAUAACAGUGCAAAGGGUUUCAGCAAACACAAAUGUUUAAUGUUAAUGUAUUUGUGAACAACUUAACAAUGUAAGGUCAUGUAACAAUAUCAACAAAAUAAUUACAAUACUUACAGUUGUUUGAGCAAAAUAAGUAAACAAAAGCAAUAACUAAACAGGUGUUGCUGGGUUGAAACCACGUGACCGUGUGGGAGGUGCAAACAUAUGUCAAUAUGGUUACCAGCUAUUUACCACCAGGUGUGCAGAUAUAUAGUAUAAAUGUUUAGCACCGAAGAUACAGUCCAGAUAUCCAGAAUAAAUAGCUAAAUGUGCUGGAGGAAGAAGAAAUCAUUUUUACAGAAUUAAAAUAUUUUCCCAGUGUCAUUUCAAACUAGGUGGUUUCUCUUUUGUUUUGGGUUGUUUCAACAGCAAAAUAACUUUGAAUCAGCAAUUUUUGCUCAGCUUUCACUUGAAGGUUACGAACACGCUUGUUUGCACCCCAACCCCAAGCUAAGGCCCUGCGAGGUGAUGCCACGUGAAACCCAGCAAUUUGUUCCCAUUUCAAUCUCUUUUUGCCCCUAAACUUCUCCUAUGUCCAAGAACUUACUGUUCUUAACCAAUAUUACAUCACAUAAAUAUAUCCUUGUAACAAUAUUAACUCAGAUAUUACAGAAAAUAACCAUAGAAGAGAAAUAUAGCGAGUAUAGAUACUAUCACGCUGCCCUUGUUUUUGAUACAAUUGACAUUCGGAUGGAUUACCCAUUAUGACAGCCACAAACUGUAAAUUCCAACUAUGACAUGAGACAAUUUGAAACAUAAAAUGCAUGUCGCAUUGAAAUUGUUAUAAUUGUUGCAAUAUUUGUCUCAAAACAACUCCCCGUCGAACAAGGUACUGUGUGCAUGUUCCACACAUUUGAUGCAGAACAUGUGGGUAAUCACGGCCUAAUGUCACUAACUUGCAUGAUAUAUUUUGUAUGUGUGAGGCCUAUAUUCAAAUGUCACCCCAUUCAGCCUAUGCUUGACAGCAAAUACACAAAUAAUUUAUUUUUUAUAUACGGUAGUUGUAAAUACAGUUAAGGGUUCAUGCAUUUCAACAUUUUGAAGGUAAGAUUCUCUAUUCUUGUACAAGCUGGAUUUUAUGAAUUCAUGCAUGGUUUUACAUCAAUUAUUCCUACGUUCUAUUCCAUAACAAAGCUAAAUUGGCUUACAUUAACGUCUUGACCAAAACUCAUAGUAGUUUAUUCAGUAUAACAUUUUGUACAUUUAAGCACUCUAAAAUCAAUCCAAUGUAGGUUAAUUCAUGAUAAGCUUUCUGAACCAAAACAUAUGUUAGCUUUGUUUUUUUUAGGUGACAAAAGGAGUCGUAUUUAAUAAUGCAUCAUUAAUCAUGUAUUUUUUUUUAAAUGCCAAGGAAUGAGUAAGAAAUAAGCAGCUGGCCAAAAAUGCCCUCCGUACAGCACUUUGAACACCAUUACAGCCUUAGGUAAUAAACAGACGUUUAUGUUUAUUAUGCAGUAUUCCUAUAGAAGAUAGAUAUAAUAUAACUUAUGAAUGCAGCCAUACAUUUCAUAUAGAAACCAAAAAUACUGUACACUACUUUUCUACUCCUAAUAUUUUGACUGAAAUGCCGCAAAAGUUGUCUGUAAAGCAAUUUCACCAACCUUUUGUUAGAAACUAUUGAAACAACCAAGUGCAGAAUAAAGUUCCGCUGUGGUGGAAGUUUUGUGACAAACAUGUGAUCAGUUUGUUAUUUUACAACAGUUAUGUUUUCAGUUGUAUUUACAAAAUGAUUUUGUUCUAACAAUAGCAAGAGAGGAGUUCUGAAAAAUAUUUUGGGAGGUUUUUUUUGUUGUUUGUCAAAUCCUAUUUUGUUUUAUUCAUUUGUGACAUGAAUUUGCAUUUAUAUUUUACAAACUGCCAUUCAAAUAUUUACAUUGACUUUAAAAACGUUUUGUGCUUUUCAUUAAAGGUUGUUUGAUAAAACAUUGCAAAA
Molecule: messenger RNA, 3701 nt
Organism: Nerophis ophidion (straightnose pipefish)
Lineage: Eukaryota; Metazoa; Chordata; Actinopteri; Syngnathiformes; Syngnathidae
Gene: rras
Product: RAS related
Exons: 6
Coding region: 515-1108 (197 amino acids)
Biological process (GO): signal transduction
Cellular component (GO): plasma membrane
Molecular function (GO): GTP binding; GTPase activity; GDP binding
Source: RefSeq, a predicted model, not a curated record